Molecule: messenger RNA, 1582 nt
Organism: Aspergillus japonicus CBS 114.51
Lineage: Eukaryota; Fungi; Ascomycota; Eurotiomycetes; Eurotiales; Aspergillaceae
Product: putative C2H2 finger domain protein
Exons: 2
Coding region: 108-1481 (457 amino acids)
Biological process (GO): regulation of transcription by RNA polymerase II
Cellular component (GO): nucleus
Molecular function (GO): DNA-binding transcription factor activity, RNA polymerase II-specific; RNA polymerase II cis-regulatory region sequence-specific DNA binding
Source: RefSeq, a predicted model, not a curated record
GAAGCAACGUCGUGGAGGAAAUCUACGGCUCAGCACCAGAACGCCCUUUCGUGGAGACCUAAUCUGUCCCUGACUGCCGUUUUAUCACUUCCCCGCGGGGUCGGGUCAUGGACAUCACAAACAUCCUAAAUAGAAAAGGUUCUACCGCCAUGGUUGCCGCAGACACACCCUUCGAUCCAGCGCACCUGGUCCCGAACCCUGGUAUGGAUCAUUCGCCCAAGAUGAAGGCGGAGCCUGGCGCCGAGCCUGGCGACCAGCAGGUUCUUUCGUACCCCCAUCAUGCUCAGCUGAGUCAAAUGCCGAACAUGCAGCAAGAUAUGCGCUAUGCGCCGCAGGCUCAUCCCAACCAAGGGUUGCCUCUUUUGCAAAACACCUUCAUUCCCGGAGCAUACGCUGGCGCUGGUCAAUUACCAGCCAAUGUUCCUCAGGGACGGCCGGAUCCACCUCCGAAGACCUUCCACUGUGGAACUUGCAGCAAGGGAUUUGCUCGUCGUAGUGACCUUGCACGUCACGGUAAGCACAUCCUUACACCUCGCCAAGCAGUUGGUGAUUUUUCUAACUCCAUUGCAGAGCGCAUCCACUCAGGCAUCAGGCCCCACGCGUGUGAUUGGCCGGGGUGCGGCAAACAAUUUAUUCAGCGCUCGGCCCUGACCGUGCACGCUCGCGUCCACACUGGCGAAAAGCCACACAUGUGUGAAAGAUGCGGCAAGCCUUUUAGCGAUUCGUCGUCUCUUGCUAGGCAUCGCCGGAUCCACUCCGGAAAGCGUCCUUACAAGUGCCCCUAUGCCAACUGCCAGAAGACGUUCACUCGCCGCACUACGUUGACACGGCAUCAAAAUCACCACACUGGGACCAUUGAAGAGGCCGCUGCCGAGACUGAAGCCAAUCUGAGGCAGAACAAGGAGCGGGCGAGAGUCUCAGGGGAUAUGUUCUCUGACCAUUGCUCAGUUCAUUCGACCCCUUCACCAGCGCAUCAUCCUGUUUCGCCUGUUGGCGAUCUGCCUCCGUUAAAUAUGCCCCGCUCCGACUACUACAUGACCAACGGUUCCAUUCCGCCCCAUGUCCGAGGUGGCUUCCCUCAGGUUAGCCCCCGAGCUUCUCCCACGGCCACGUCGCCCUCCUUGUCGAGCUAUGGCAGUGCUCCGCAUGUUCGACCUUCAAUGACUUCGCAUCCCUCGGGCUAUGGGCCCCCUCAACCGCUUGAGCCGCCUGCCAACAACGAUCACCGGCCCAACAGCGUCAGUGGUAGCCCGCAUAUGACUAGCUUGGGCUGGGCUUCCCCGUCGCAUUCCAGCAUCCCUUCUCCCGGCUCUGCUACCGACUUUGGUUAUCCUGAGCCGAGCGGUGCGGCGUAUGCGAGCUCUAUGCCUCCCCACAUGUACUUCCCGAGCUCGACCAUCAGACGACCUGCCAGCACCGAACCGGACAACUAUGAAAUGAAGCCUAGACUUGGUGACAGUGCAUGGUCCACUCCAAUUUAGUGUGGCAGUCUACUGGAUUGCUUGAGCAAACGGCAGGGCCGUAUGUUUGAAGUAUUCAAGUGACCGGAAGCCAUGGAGCUCUCCAGAGGGAUGACUUGCAC